GGAGUGGAUGAGAGCCUAGUUGUUGUAUUGUUUGUUCAAAUUAGAAUAGUUGGAAGGUGGGAGAUAGUCUUCAAAAUUGGAAAAGAUCUCUUCCUCUGCAAGCCUGCAGCAUAUAAGCAAAUCGCCUAAACCCAAGUGAAGUAUAAUCUUAUUAUCACAAGGAAAUAAGUACUGUCAUGGAUUUUUCUUCCACUGCCUUUGCAUUAAGUUUCGUGUUAGUUUUAGCUAUAUAUCUCAUAAGACUCCAUGGCAGAAGAUUGCGUGAUAAGAAAAAGAGAUACCAUCCUGUUGCAGGAACUGUAGUACACCAACUGAUCAACUUCCCUCGGCUGCACGAUUACAUGACUGAGCUUGCUUGCAAAUACAAAACUUACAGGUUGCUCGACUUGUUCAAAGGUGCAAUUUACACGGUAGAACCUGCAAAUGUAGAAUACAUGCUCAAAACAAACUUCAAUAAUUAUGGAAAGGGGACAUACCUGUACGACAUUUUUUCAGAUGGACUGGGCGAUGGCAUCUUCGCAGUGGAUGGGGAGAAAUGGCGGCAUCAGAGGAAGGCAUCAAGCUCUGAGUUCUCAACAAAAGUACUGAGAGACUUCAGCAGUUCCGUCUUCAAAACCAAUGCAGUUAAACUCGCUCAACUAAUUUAUGAAGCUGCAACUAGAAACCAAGCAAUAGAGAUCCAAGAUUUGUUUACGAAAUCAACCUUAGAUUCAAUCAUCAAGAUUCUGCUUGGUAUCGAUCUAGACAGCUUGAGUGGAACACAUGAAGAAGGUAUCCAGUUUUCACAAGCUUAUUUGUUAGGAGAAUCAGCUGUCCUUUAUCGAUUUAUUGAUAUCUCCUGGAAGAUCAAACGGUUCUUAAACAUUGGUGCGGAAGCAGUGAUAAAGAAAAAUAUCAGAGUUGUAGAUCAUUUUCUGUACAAGCUAAUCAAUAGCAAAAUUGAAACUAUACACAACCCAGAAGACCCAUCUUCGAGGAAAAGAGACUUGGUUUCAAGAUUUUUGGAAUUGAAAGAGACUGAUCCAAAGUACUUGAGAGACAUGGUUCUCUGCAUUGCUAUUGCUGGACAAGAGACAACAGCUGGCACUCUUUCAUGGUUUUUUUAUAUGAUGUGCAAGCAUCUUCAUAUACAAGAAAAGAUUGCACAGGAAGUCAGAGAAGCUAUAAAUCUGAAAGACGUUUCAACUGUUGAUGAGCUUGCUACCAGCAUUAAUCAAGAAUCUCUUAACAAAAUGCAAUAUCUCCAUGCAGCUUUGACUGAAACACUCAGACUCUAUCCUUCAGUUCCAAUGAAUGCAAAGAUGUGUUUUUCUGAUGAUACCUGGCCAGAUGGAUUUAGUAUCAAAAAGGGGGACAUGGUGGUAUACCAACCUUAUGCGAUGGGAAGGAUGAAAUUUCUAUGGGGAGAUGAUGCAGAAGAGUUUAGGCCAGAAAGAUGGUUAGACGAAAAUGGCAUUUUCCAGGAUGAAAGCCCUUUCAAAUUCACAGCCUUCAGUGCGGGUCCAAGAAUUUGCCUAGGAAAGGAUCAUUCUUAUAUGCAAAUGAAGAUUCUUUCUGCUGUGCUAUUAGGCAGCUUCAUAUUCAAGCUAGCUGAUGAGGAAAAAGUUGUCACUUACAAGACCUCAGUCAGCUUCCCAAUUGAUGGAGGCCUCUUUGUGAAGGCCUACCCGAGAUCAGGGCAUGCAAGACCUUAA
Messenger RNA from Fragaria vesca subsp. vesca, 1694 nucleotides. Its product is annotated as cytochrome P450 704C1-like. Gene Ontology annotation, molecular function: iron ion binding; heme binding; oxidoreductase activity, acting on paired donors, with incorporation or reduction of molecular oxygen. NCBI's taxonomy places the organism in Eukaryota, Viridiplantae, Streptophyta, Magnoliopsida, Rosales, Rosaceae. The transcript has 6 exons. The record is from RefSeq and is a predicted model, not a curated record. The coding region runs from base 177 to 1694 and encodes 505 amino acids.